Molecule: messenger RNA, 2489 nt
Organism: Anastrepha ludens (Mexican fruit fly)
Lineage: Eukaryota; Metazoa; Arthropoda; Insecta; Diptera; Tephritidae
Exons: 2
Coding region: 1374-1985 (203 amino acids)
Source: RefSeq, a predicted model, not a curated record
GUCUAACCGUGCCCAUUUGAUCCCAAAGUAUGGAAAAUUUGAAAAAAUCACAAUUUUUACUAAUUUUUUUCGUUUCUUAUUUUUUUGUUCGAAUCUUAUAUUUAUUGAUGUGAUGCGAUUUUAAUUAAUGAUCUUGUUUACUUUAUUGCGGUAUGGCCCAAUUUAUAUCGCGAAAGCCACCUGACAAAAGGCGCUUUCAGCACACAUAACUGAUUAGUGAUACGUGGAAAAUAUGUCACCGUCAGUUGAGUAAUAGAAAUUGUGUUUUAUGAACGGUGUGUUGAGCCAGUUGCUAAAUGAAAUAGUUAUUUUUAAAUUUUAUGCAAAGGAACUUUUUAAAUAAUUUUUCACACUUCACUAUAAUAAUAAAAAUAAAAAUUUGUUUCAUAAUCAACACUUUAGUGAUCACUUAACAAUUCAUCAACUGUUGUGUUCGCUGAAUACGCUAAAAGUUUUGAAUUUUUACUCGACAUUUGAAUUAGUAGGCUUUGAUAUUGCAUUUUUAUUCAGUUUCAGUUGUCUUAUGCGUUUAAUAGUACAAAAGUAAUUAGUUAGUGAAAAAAUUAGUUCGAAAUCAUUAUCAGGCAUUCGGAAAAAAAUAUUACGUUCUGAGCAAAAAAUAUUUCUUGUGGGUGAAUGUGAAAGUGUGAUUUUGGGGGCCAAGUUGCCAGCAAUGAAACAGGUGCUCCAAUUAUUGUUUUACAAAAUGAGGCACGAAAACUUGACUUUCGAAAGCAGUAUGAAAUACACUAUUGGUGCCACGAUUGAAUUUUGGGAAAAAGCUAAAAUUCCCACGGCGCAAUAAAAAAAUUGUAUUAAAAAACUUAAACAUCUUUACGAGGAAUGGAGAAAUUUACAAAAACAUUCCAGGACUCCUAACGAGAAGUGUCGUAAAAAUGAAGCAGAGUUUAAGGAUAAAAUUGAAAACUUCAUAUUUGACAUUGCAGCCAUGGAUGCCCUAGGUAUAAUGAAAAUGCACGAAGAUAAAGACUUUCUUUUGCUCCAAAGAAAUAGAGGACGCCCAGGUAGUAUGUAUAGUACGGUGCCGAUACUGUACUCACAAGAAAAGAAAAACGCAAAGAGCAACGAAUGGAAGAAUAAAGAAAGCGCGUUGAAAAGCAUUUAGUUCAUCGUAAGUUUAUUAAAGUUAAGCUUUACUGGCUCUUUUUUUUAAUAUUUGAUCCCAUUUGAAGCUAAUUAUGCUCUUGAAGUCUCUGAUACCGAGGACGCUGAAAAGGAUAUUUCAGCUGGCGAAGAAAAUGCAGCAAAAGAUAUGAAUGAAGGCCGAAAAAGGCAAAUCGAGGAAAAAUUAAUUAUAUUGAUGAUAGAAUGCUUGCAUGCAUGGAAAAAUGUAACUCUCAACAAGAGAUACCAUGCAUUUGGUGAGUGCAACGGUUGCUGCCUUCAUAAAUACCAUGCAAAGUGUUAAUGGAACGCCGUCAAUAAAAAUGGAAGAUUUAAUUCUUAAUCGAACAACAUUACAUUCGAUGAGGAGAGAUUAUCGUCGCAUACAAGCUCAAGAGAUUAUUAAUGGAUUCAAUAUUCCUGACGUUUUUGUCCUUCACUGGGAUGGCAAGCUGCUUGCAGAAAUCCGAGGCACAGAAAAGAAAGAUCGAUUGUCUCUCGUUGUCACAGGAGGAAAUAUGGAAAAACUGCUGGGGAUACCAAAAAUUGAAAGUUCAACGGGAGAUGCAAUAGCUGCAAUAAUACAUAAUUUUUUGUGCAAGUGGAAGCUCGAUGAUUUAGUGGAAAUUGUAUCAUUUGAUACAACAGCUGCUAACACGGGAGUUAAUAAUGGAGCAGCGUUCUUGCUUGAAAAAAGGUUGGGCCGAAAUCUACUUUUCUUUCCCUGUCGUCACCAUGUUAGUGAGUUGCUAGUCAAAGCAGUGUUCGAACUAAAUUUUGGCAAAUCAUCAGCACAGGAAGUUCCCUUAUUCAAUCGUUUCUUUAACAGCUGGAAAAACAUUAAUUCUAAGUCAUUCUAAAGUGGAAUAUCGGAAAAUGGAGUUCGGAAAGUCUUUACAAUAGCUGAAGUGGAAAUUUUUAAGAAUUUUUGUCUAACUGCAUUAAAUAGUCACCACACUCGUGCCGAUUAUAAAGAAUUACUACAACUCGUUGCUCUUUGUUGGGGAAGACGUACCAAAUUUUUCACAAGUACGGUCACCUGGUGCAACAUCACACGCAAGGUUUAUGUCGAAGUGCCUAUAUUGCUACAAAAUGUUUCUGUUUCGCGAGCAAUUCGUGUUAACGACUUCAGAAAUAAAGAGUCUAAGAAGCGUUUGUAUUUUUUUAACCUGCAUCUACGUUCCAUAUUGGUUUCGUUGUGUGGAUCCAAUAGCUGCUCCACAAAAUGACCUUAAGCUCAUUCAAGAUGUGAUUGUAUAUUUCGAUAAGAAUGUAUCCAAUGCCUUGUUACAUAAAAUUAAAAAUCAUUUAUGGUAUUUGUCGGAAGAGGCGGUUGGCCUUUCAUUUUUUGUUGAUCAAAUUCC